Molecule: messenger RNA, 843 nt
Organism: Peronospora belbahrii
Lineage: Eukaryota; Oomycota; Peronosporomycetes; Peronosporales; Peronosporaceae
Source: the annotation of a GenBank genome assembly
AUGCGUUCACUGCGUCCCGUGUCUGUCAAGAUUGUCUCAUAUGGUCGUGAAAAUCAGCCCCAUCGUCGCCCUACGCUGUACGUCCUGCGCGUGAGUCGUAGUGGUACUGCCGACUGGUACGUGGCCAAGCGCUACUCCGAGUUUCGGGCAUUGCAUGACGCAUUGCAGCGUCAGUUUAGUGGGAAUAAAUUUCAUUCGAGUUGUGGCGCAUGUUCGGAGCUUGCAAGCUUUUAUGGCAGUGUGCGCUUUCCCGAGCGCCAUAUUUUCCAGUCCAGUCUGAGUUUUUCCAAGAAGCGACUGGACGCCACGAGGAUGGAGGAGCUAGACGGCUAUAUGCGUUUUCUGUUAGAGACAACGCAGGGAUUGCUAGGAGAUGAAGACAAUGAUGCAGCAGAGACGCCGGAAUGGGAUGGCAAUGAUGAUUCGAGGUGUCUAGCGCUGGAUCUGAUUCGAGAGUUCUUGAUGGUGAAUGAAGAUCAUACGACGGAUACCGAUGUCAAGACAAGACAAGACGAAGAUGACAGGAAGAAUCGAAAGGGAUUGAAGGAAGCGGCAGCAUCGGCCAUGCCGAGGCGUCAGUUGCACCGGCUAACGAGCCGGAACUCAUCCGUCACGAGUUUUCAUGUGCGAGAAUUGGACCUUGUAUCGAAUGAAAAGAAAAGUUCGCCUUCUGGUGACUCGAUGCGCAACUUGUUUGCAGAGGAGUGGUGGAACCCCUCAUUUGCCGACGUGUUUGACGAAAGUAUUGCACCACCUGAGGACGCCUUCAUUCAUCGCCAGGUUGAGGACGGUCCUACACGUCCCCGCCCGCUGCGACUCAUUGAGAGCUUUCCGCGGCGUUAA